GACAGCGCUCGCCCGCGAGCGUCGCAUCAGCUCUCUUAGCAGAACAACAGCAGACGGACAGAGAAGGGGACGAUACGCGACGCAUCACAGAUUUUUGCUGCCGGGCUCCAUAUUGUAUGAGACAUGCUUGGUCUGCAGAUCUGCAACCUCAGUUAAUAAGGGAAAUCUAGAGAAAGGCUGCAAUGCAUGUGGGAGUUUAUGUUGCAUACAGCAAAUGCCAUUGCAGAAAUGCGCGGUUAGAACCAGGGAGCAUCUCGCCAAAGUGGGUGUGAAUUUUGCACCUGGGAUUUUUGUUUUGUUUUUCUAAAACACUGGUUUUAUUCCCCAACCCCGAAUAACUAAAGUGCUCGUCGAGGGCGCAUCUCUAGGACCCUCAAGCAGCACUAAGUGGGAACGAAACUGGGGCUCUCCGUGCGCUGUUUUAGCCGUCCACACGAUGCGUCUAUUUCUGUUGGCCGUGUUCUUCUCCUGCUCUUGCGUGCGGGGCGGCUGCGAGCCCAAGAUUGUGAACAUUGGGGCCGUCCUGAGCCAGAAAAGAUACGAGCAGGUGUUCAAAGAUGCGGUCACCCAAGCGAAUCAGGUGUACGGAGGGAAUAAAUUCAAGUUGACCGCCAUCUCUGUCACUCACAAAGCCAAUGCGAUUCAGAUGGCUCUGUCGGUGUGUGAAGAUCUCAUAUCCAGCCAGGUGUAUGCCAUCUUGGUGAGCCAUCCUCCACAGUCUAAUGACCAUCUUACACCCACGCCGGUUUCCUACACUGCAGGAUUCUACCGUAUCCCUGUAGUAGGGCUCACCACCAGGAUGUCCAUUUAUUCAGACAAGAGCAUCCAUCUCUCUUUCCUUCGUACGGUGCCACCCUAUUCCCACCAGGCACAUGUGUGGUUUGAUAUGAUGCGAGAAUUCCGCUGGAAUCACAUCAUUUUAAUUGUCAGUGACGAUCAUGAAGGCAGAGCCGCGCAGAAAAGACUCGAAACUCUGCUGGAGGAGAAAGAGACCAAGAAUAAAAAAAGGAACUAUGAAAACCAAGACCAACUGUCCUAUGACAACAAGAGAGGACCUAAGGCAGAGAAAGUGCUUCAGUUCAACCAAGAGACUAACUUAACUGCCCUGCUCCUGGAGGCCAAAGAGCUGGAAGCACGAGUGAUCAUUCUUUCCGCCAGUGAGGAGGACGCAGCCGCCGUGUACAAAACAGCACGCUUCCUAAACAUGACAGGCUCGGGCUAUGUGUGGCUAGUGGGAGAACGCGAGAUGUCCGGUAAAGCUUUGAGCGAGGCCCCAGACGGGCUGAUUGGCCUCCAGCUCAUCAAUGGCAAGAAUGAGUCAGCGCACAUCAGCGACGCUGUUGCCGUUGUAGCCCAGUCUAUCCAGGAACUCUUUGAGAAAGAGAAUAUCACGGAACCGCCAAGGGGCUGCGUGGGCAAUACCAACAUCUGGAAGACUGGGCCACUCUUCAAAAGAGUAUUGAUGUCAUCGAAGUACCCAGAGGGCCUAACAGGACGCGUAGAGUUCAAUGACGACGGAGAUAGAAAAUAUGCACAUUACAGCAUUCUGAACUACCAAAAAAGCAGACUGAUACAAGUUGGCAUCUACAAUGGAACACAGGUGGUGAUGAAUAAACAGAGGAAGAUAAUUUGGCCCGGAGGAGAAACGGAGAGGCCAAGAGGAUUCCAGAUGUCAACCAGAUUAAAGAUAGUGACCAUUCAUCAGGAACCAUUUGUGUAUGUAAAGCCAACUUCGCUGGAAGGGACCUGCAAUGAGGAGUAUACACCUAAUGGAGUCUUAAUUAAAAAGGUGAUCUGCACUGGACCAAAUGAGACCAUCCCAGGUAACACAUCAGGACGCCCAAUAGUUCCCCAAUGUUGUUAUGGAUUUUGUGUUGACCUUCUGAUCAAGUUGGCAAUGACCAUGAACUUCACCUAUGAAGUGCACCUAGUGGCAGAUGGAAAAUUUGGAACACAGGAAAGAGUGAAUAACAGUAACAAGAAGGAAUGGAAUGGCAUGAUGGGUGAGCUCCUGGGUGGCCUUGCAGAUAUGAUUGUUGCUCCAUUGACAAUUAACAAUGAACGAGCCCAGUACAUCGAAUUUUCCAAGCCUUUUAAAUACCAAGGACUCACUAUCCUCGUGAAAAAGGAAAUUCCUCGUAGUACGCUGGACUCAUUCAUGCAGCCAUUCCAAAGCACACUGUGGCUACUGGUGGGUCUAUCGGUGCAUGUGGUGGCGGUGAUGCUUUACCUACUAGACCGGUUCAGCCCAUUUGGAAGGUUUAAAGUAAACAGUGAAGAAGAAGAAGAGGAUGCCCUCACCUUAUCUUCAGCUAUGUGGUUUUCCUGGGGAGUCUUGUUGAACUCUGGAAUUGGAGAAGGUGCACCACGUAGUUUUUCAGCAAGAAUUCUGGGAAUGGUGUGGGCUGGCUUCGCUAUGAUCAUAGUAGCCUCUUAUACUGCCAAUCUGGCUGCCUUUCUGGUGUUGGACCGGCCUGAGGAGCGCAUCACCGGCAUCAACGACCCAAGGCUGAGGAACCCAUCAGACAAGUUCAUUUAUGCCACAGUAAAGCAAAGUUCGGUGGAUAUUUACUUCCGCCGUCAGGUUGAGCUGAGCACCAUGUACCGCCACAUGGAGAAGCAUAACUACGAGAGCGCCGCUGAAGCCAUCCAGGCUGUUCGGGACAACAAGCUGCAUGCUUUCAUCUGGGACUCUGCGGUGCUGGAGUUUGAAGCUUCGCAGAAGUGCGACCUGGUGACCACGGGAGAGCUGUUUUUCCGUUCGGGCUUUGGCAUAGGCAUGCGUAAGGACAGCCCCUGGAAACAGAAUGUGUCCCUGGCUAUUCUCAGUUCCCAUGAGAAUGGCUUCAUGGAGGACCUAGAUAAAACCUGGGUGAGAUACCAGGAAUGUGACUCAAGAAGCAAUGCCCCAGCCACACUCACUUUUGAGAAUAUGGCAGGGGUCUUUAUGCUAGUUGCUGGAGGCAUUGCUGCAGGGAUCUUUCUCAUCUUCAUUGAGAUUGCAUACAAGCGCCAUAAAGACGCCCGCAGGAAGCAGAUGCAGCUAGCCUUUGCGGCCGUCAAUGUUUGGAGGAAGAACUUACAGGACAAUAAGGAGAGCUCAGGGAUUCAAGCUGUGGGUGCGGCUGGGACGCCGUCUUUACCCUCUUCCUCUGUAGAGACUCAGGAUGAUAGGAAAAGUGGUAGAGCAGACAGCGACGAAAAAAAGAAACCCUCUUUUAGGUCCAUCAGUACAACCCUGGCCUCCAGCAUCAAGAGACGUAGGUCCUCCAAAGACACGCAAUUCCCACCCACAGACAUUACGGGCCAACUCAACUUGUCUGACCCGUCUGUCAGCACAGUGGUGUGAGGCAGAGAGAGGGAGAGAUUAGAAAGCGAUAAAGACAUGUUCAUUCUUUAGAAACAAACAAGAUGGACCUUGAGGGGAAAGAGUUGUAUUCCCACUCCUCUAGAUUUGCACAAUGGAUCCAUCAUGAAUGAGAACAACUGAGCCAAUUCACCUUUGUUGGGAACCAACAGACCUCUUCAUCAAAUGCAGAACCCAUCAGAAUGGCCAUCUGCAGGGGAUGGCAUGCCACUGCAAUGCACUGGAGUGCUGCGAACACACAAACACAUACACCUUCACAGCUUGAUGCUAAACUUCUUAUACAGUUCUAACUAAAUUUGUUCUGUUUAUGUAGAAAUAUUUCUUAAUAGUAUAGUGAUUAUUUUUAUGUUGAUUAAGUGGUUUAAGUAUUGUACAGUAUAAUUUGAUUACAAUUACUUAGAACAAACAGAUUUCUUCAUUUGUAGAGGCCGAUUCUAAGGCCAGAAUUUAACAAACUAACUAGUUGUUGUAGGUAUGUUUAAUUCAUUGUUUACAUAUGACUUUGAAACAUUUAUCUACUUUAAACAUUUUGUUUUACUUGCUUUUUGUUGACUGUUUUCCAUUAUUUGUCUAUCUUUAAAACGAUAUAUCAGCCAAUGAAGCGAAUUCAAAUAUAAUUUUCUUUGCCCGUGAGAGGAACUUUUUUAGACAGCAUGUAAUAUGCAUGCAGAUUUAUUCUUCAAGGCUUAUGGUAAACAAAUAUAUAUACACAUCUAUAAAUCAUUCACCCUCUUCUCAACACAGAGAACAGAUACAGCAUUAUUAAUGUAAUAUAAUAUUUUAGGUCUAAUAAGUGGAUUAUUGUACUUUGCACACCACUUUAUUACAAACUCUCCUUCCAACUACCCUAAAUGUGACAUCUUAGAAGAGUUCUUCCUCUUUUAAAGUCUUUUUGCAGUUUUUCUCAGCUUCAGUCUAAAGGGUGCAUCAAGGGGCCCGUUUUUUUCAUCUAACUAGCAUUUGGCCUCUCAUGCAAACCAUCUCUAUAUCAUCCUCGAAGAUGACUUUAAAGACCUUUUACAUGAGAAAGCCCCAAGUGCUGUCCUACUUUUGAUUCUGGUGCUACAGUUUUUGUAUACACCUAUUGGUUAGAUGUAAAAACUGGCCGUUUCCCAAGAUCUGGGGUUGAGAAACAUCUACAAAGCUGCACUAAUAAAGACUGCUCAUUGUAAAUGUUCACUCACUGCUAUUUAUAUAAACUGUUGAAACUACCCCCUGUAAGAGAUAUCACUUAUCUAGCACUUUAAUGUGAAUUUUGUCAGAAGCUAUAUGCAUAUAGAAAUUAUGCAAUUUGCCAAAUGUUGAUUGUAAUAUUCAUACUUGAUAUGAAAAUGCACAUUUGAGAAUGCGAAAUAUGUAAAAAUGUCAGCUGUUUGUUUUUAAUGAAACAAUCCUUUUUUUAAGUUGUCAUAUGGAUAUCAAAACUGAGAUUUAGAAAGAUUUAUUUCAGAAAUAUAAGCUCAACCCUGUCAAACUUCUCCAGUACAUACAUUCUCUGUUGACUACUAUAAUUUCAAAUGGGCUUUUACUGUUUUUAAACUGGCAGGUGUAUAACGGCAUGUUUUUCUCAAUGCUUGGGUUUAUGAAUGUGGUUUGUUGAAGGCCUAAUCAGUGUAAACUACUUGGACUACUAGAUUGUCAUAUGAUUUUGAGAAAAUGGUGAUAAAAAGGAGUGUUUUAAUGAGAAACUGUCACAUUGUAAAUGACACACACAUGCACACACAUACAGUCAUUCAAAUUAUGUCACAUAUCUACAUGCAGAAACACACAUAUACUGAGAGUUAGUCUUAUUUUGUGUGCUACAUCUAUGUUCAAGUUAAUUUGAGAUAUUUCCUUAAAUGAAAACAUGUUUGCAUUUUGAAAACAAUAUAUGUAUCUUUACCUAGCAUAUCUGUCUGUGCCAAUAAAAUUGUGCCAUGUCAGAUGCAGA
Messenger RNA from Xyrauchen texanus (razorback sucker), 5297 nucleotides. It is a transcript of the gene grin1a, whose product is annotated as glutamate receptor, ionotropic, N-methyl D-aspartate 1a. The transcript has 23 exons. Lineage: Eukaryota; Metazoa; Chordata; Actinopteri; Cypriniformes; Catostomidae. Gene Ontology annotation, molecular function: NMDA glutamate receptor activity. The record is from RefSeq and is a predicted model, not a curated record. Gene Ontology annotation, cellular component: NMDA selective glutamate receptor complex; synapse; plasma membrane. Gene Ontology annotation, biological process: monoatomic ion transport; ionotropic glutamate receptor signaling pathway; regulation of membrane potential. The coding region runs from base 437 to 3349 and encodes 970 amino acids.